Molecule: messenger RNA, 5968 nt
Organism: Cyclopterus lumpus (lumpfish)
Lineage: Eukaryota; Metazoa; Chordata; Actinopteri; Perciformes; Cyclopteridae
Gene: edc4
Product: enhancer of mRNA decapping 4
Exons: 30
Coding region: 118-4293 (1391 amino acids)
Biological process (GO): deadenylation-independent decapping of nuclear-transcribed mRNA
Cellular component (GO): P-body
Molecular function (GO): protein binding
Source: RefSeq, a predicted model, not a curated record
AUAACGGAAGUUUAGACGGUUGCUCUGGGUGAACGAAGGGAACACUGACAGCGUCGCAUCAAACAAGAAAUUAUUCUCUCCCCCUAAAUUAACCCAGUUUCCCCUUCCCCCCCACACAUGGCGUCCAAUUCUAAUAUAGACAUUGAGGGUGCGACCCAGCAUCUCCGGGACAUCCUCAAGCUCGACCGCCCUGGGAACAGCUCCGAUGCAUUGAGUGAUGGCCUGAGAAUGCCAUCUUUUAAUGGAGAGCUGAAUGGGUUAUUGGGAGCAGCCGGCCUUCUGGGAAGCACCGAUCGGUCAUCCAUGUCCGACUCUACCAGACCCAUCUCCACAGACCUCUGCAGCACUCAGGAGUGUCAGAUAAUCUGUCUUUCUGGUGAUGAUGGCUCCACCUGUAUCCCCAUCACCUCCAACAAUGUGGAGAUAGUGGCGAGUCAGGAUACCAGCAUCAACAGCAAGGCUCGUGGCAGCAACAAGGUGAAGAUUCAACCUGUUGCCAAGUACGAUUGGGAACACAAGUAUUAUUAUGGCAGACUGAUAGCCGUGUCCAACUCCUUCCUGGCCUACGCCAUCAGAGGAGCCAACAACCACGCAAUGAUUCGCGUCCUGAGCGUGAGCUUUACUGAGCGCUCUCUACUGAAGGGCUUCACUGGAGCGGUCACAGAUCUGGCUUUUGCCCACCUCGACUCCUCGCUGUUGGGCUGUGUAGAUGAGGCGGGCAACCUGAUGGUGUGGCAGCUCACCUGCAUUGGAAGCAAGAUACUGGAUCAGAUGGUGGUUCAUAUCCGACGGCCAGAAGACUCUCCGCUGAACUCCCACCGCCGCCUCAUCUGGUGCCCGUUCAUCCAGGAUGAGGAGAACCAGGACGACACCAGCCAGACCCUAGCCCUUCUACACGAAGACCUGGCUGAGGUGUGGGACCUGGAGAUCUUGAGAGCCAACCACAGCAGUUGGCCCGUAGAUGAAGCUGAUGUAAAAGAAGGCCUCAUCCAAAUCAAUGGACAUACCCAGCGAGUCAGUGAGGGGGCCCUUUCUCCAGAUGGAACCGUGUUAGCCACAGCCAGCCACGAUGGGUACAUCAAGUUCUGGCAGAUAUACAUCGAAGGGGUACAAGACAAGCCGAGGUGUCUUCACGAAUUGCGGCCCCACGGAGGACGGCCCCUCUCUUGCCUUCUUUUCUGUGACAACCACAAAAGACAGGACCCUGAGGUUCCAUUCUGGCGGUUCCUUAUAACUGGAGCGGAUCAGAACCAGGAGUUGAAAAUGUGGUGCACUGUUUCCUGGACCUGCUUACAGACCAUCAGGUUUUCCCCAGAUCUGUUCAACUCCUCAGUUCUGCCUAGUCUGAAGGCCAGUCUGGACCUCGCUUCUGAGUUUCUCGUCCUCACCGACGUACAGAGGAAGGUUCUGUAUGUGAUGGAACUCCGGCAGGACCUGGACAAAGGAAAGGCCAGUUUCACAGCGGUGUCAGAGUUCUUGCUGACCCACCCCGUGCUCAGCUUUGGGGUCCGGGAUGUCGCCCACUGCCGAUUGCGACACACUGAGGUCCUCCCUGCAGAGGAGGAGAGUGAGAUUAUGACAACAGAGGGAACUCAAGGACCAACAGAGUCCAAGUCUGGGAUCCAAAUUAAACUUUACUGCGUCCACACCAAGAGUCUGCAGGAUGUCCAGAUCUGGUUUCAGCCCAACUUGAGUUCCAGCUCCACAGUCUUCUUGCCCAAUUCUGAUCCUCAGGAUGGUUUUGUAGGGUUUUCAGACCAUCUUACUGACCAGAGCUCCGACAAGGAAUCAGGAAGUGGCUCCCAGACCGACCUCAGGAAGAUCCCAUCACUUCCUGCUACCACUGACUUCCUGUCAAACUCGGGUGCCAGCAGUGGCACCAAGCUGAUGACUCCCGAUGCCUUCAUGACACCAAGCACUUCGGUACCAGCAUCUCCUGGCAGCAGCGCCAGCAGUCUGACCAUUGUGACGGCUAUCAGCAGCAACUCUGACUCAACUAACAGAGCUAGGGACGAAGUCAGCCAGAGUCCAAACAGAGCGGAGAACAUCAACAACAGCAGCAGCAGCAGCAGCAGUCUGACACUCUCUACCAGCAGCCCGAGAGCUGGGUCUGCUGUGCUUCUGCCUGGACUGGAGAACCUACCGGCAUUAGCUUCCCCGAGUGGGCCUCUCGCACUCGACAGCCCUCAGGUUCUGGAUUCUCCCCUUCUGCCCCCUCUGGCCUCUCCGACCAGGGCCCGCUCUCCUGACGUCAUCUCUUCCGCCUCCACAGCCAUGUCCCAGGACAUGCCAGAGAUUGCAUCCCAGACCCUGCAGCUUCAGCGCGGUCUCGUGUCCAGUUUGGAACCGCUACCUCUCUCUGCUCUCCAGACGGACAGCAUGGCGUCCGCCGCAUCCGCCCUGCACCUCCUCACCUCCCCACGCACGGCCAACAACAGCCUGAUGCCCCUCGAACUUGGAGGUGCUGACGGGCUAGUGGGCGGGGCAGUGGAGUCUGAGCCCAGACUCAGUCACACCCCAUCCCUACUGGAGAACGCCUUAUCACAGGAGAACCCCGGGGCCGGUGGAGGGUCUUCAGAUGGUAGUAUUGGCCACACACCGUGGCCGGCUGCUCCCGACAUCACCAGAGAAACCAGGAACAGUCUCAGGGACAACGGUCUUGGAGACUGUUCAAGAGAGGAGUCGAAGGACAGACACCUGGGCUCACCGUACCACCGACGCUCCUAUCACCUCGCACACAACGACAGUCAGGACGCCGGCGCGGAGCAGAGUGACCCUGACGACGAGUUGGCCAGCCUGGCAUCGUCCUCAGGAAACUGUGGCUCUCGUUCCUCUCACAGACUACCAGUUAAAGACUGGAAGACCUCGCCGCGAGCCUCGCCAAAAGUGAAGAGGAAGACCAAGAAAGAUGACAAUGAAUUGUCUCAGUCCAGGCAAAUGGACUCUGGUCAGAUGAAUGCCGAAGUACAGGACGAACUGUUGAUGCUCCUGCGCAGCCAGCAGAGGGAGCUAACUGACCUGCGUGGUCAGAUUGAAGCCAUGCAGAGCACCAUCAUGGCCCAAGUAGAGCACGUCCUCACCAACCACCAGGAACAAGAGCAGCGCCGACUGGAGCGAGUUCUAGCAGAGAGUCAGAAUCAUCAGCAGCAGCUUCAGGAACAACUCGGCCAGCAGCUCAGCAACACCCUCAGCUCGGUGCUGACCAACAGAAUGGACAAAGUGCUUCGAGAGGAAAUGAAGAAGACGGUCCCGUCAGCGAUCUCCAAGAGUCUGGAGCCAGUGACGGGGCAGCUGAGCAAUACAAUCGCUGCCAAGCUGACCGCUGUGGAGAUCACCCUGAAGGACAAUGUCAGCAAGGUGGUCAAGUCCAAGAACACAACGGACGCUAUUGGCCGAGCAGCGGCCGAGGCCAUGCAGGGGCCCAUCCAGGCAGCCUACAAAGACGCCUUCCAGGGCAUCGUGCUGCCCGUGUUUGAGAGAGGCUGCCAGUCCAUGUUCCAACAAAUCAACGACAGCUUUAAACAAGGCACACAAGAAUACAUCCAGCAGCUUGAGAGCCACAUGAAGAACAGAAAGCAGAGGGAGCAGGAGACACGGGACCCUGUGAUUGGCCAACUCCAGCAGACGAUCGAGAGCUUCCAAAGCUCCACCGAUCAGCUGACCAAUAACAUCACGGCCAACGUGCGUGCAGAGGUCCAGCACCAGAUCCAGAUGAUGGUGGGAAAUCUGCAGGAGUCUAUUCUUAGCCAUGUGCAGCGAAUCGUCAAAGGGGAGGUGACCCUCGCAAUGAAGGAGCAGCAGGUGGUGGUCACCUCCAGCAUCAUGCAGGCGAUGAGGUCAGCGGCCAGCACGCCUGUCCCAACAGCACACCUAGACUACCAGACGCAGCAGGCCAACAUCCUGCAGCUCCUCCAGCAGGGCCAGCUGAACCAGGCUUUCCAGCAGGCGCUGUCUGCGACGGAUCUGAACCUGGUCCUGUAUGUGUGCGAGACCAUCGACUCUCAACAGGUGUUUGGUCAGCACCCCUGCCCUCUCAGCCAGCCCGUGCUGCUGUCGCUCAUCCAGCAGCUCUCCUCUAACCUCACGACCCGCUCUGAGCUCAAAAUCAGCUACCUGGAGGACGCCGUGAUGAAUCUGGACCAUGGCGACCCGCUGACGAGAGACCACAUGUCCUCCGUGUUGGCCCAGGUGCGACCGAAGCUGUUCGCCUUCCUGCAGCAGGACCCCCACAGCCCGCUCAGCAAGAGGGCGCGGCGCCUGAUGAUGAUGCUGCAGGGUCUCGUCAGCCACUAGUCCCUCGUUUAAGGAGCGGUGCAGGAGAGUCAUCCCCUUUAUAGAUAGUGGAUCAUCACACCAUUUUUGUUUUUCAAGUCCACGUCAACCCCCCGACCCCCACAGACUUCUGAGCAGUUGUUGUUGGGUGGAGAUGGAAGAAGGAGGGCUCUGAAAUGACUGAGUUUGCUUGGUUCAAGAUGACGGUUCCCUCCAGCCCGCAUGUCCGACACACCUACACCCAACCCGAAAUCCAGCUCUGUCUCCCCGUUCUGCACCAGUGAAGUGUCAAGUUAGGAAAUGGAAGCGGUUGUUUCUGUUUUAUUUUUUACUGGACAUAAAACAAUAAUGGUCUGGACAACUCUUAGUCCGCUGUAGAUUCUUCAAGACCUUCAUUACUCUUCCCCACCACCACCCACCAGAGGCAUACUGGUCGUCCGUCAUCGUUUUAUCCCCCACCACGGAAAACCCGAAAACAGUACCGACAGCGAGAGGCUGAAAUGUUCUGGACGUCCCGUCUCCCAGACACAUUGUAACCCGGCUCUACUUUUGAAGAGUCAAAGAAUGUUCCGCUGAGCGGUCCACGAGACCCGCCUCCUUUUGAUUCUGCCACGUUCCUCUGACCUGUGAGUUCUGGGACACCGAGCAAGCCGUGAUGCAGGGAACUCUUCUGAGCAACAGAAGGAGCAGCGGGGCGCUAAAAGAAUAUGCCGCCUUGCAUCUUGGCCUGAAGAGCAAACAGCAGGCGCUGCAGGAUUACGACGCAGUCUGUUGUUUUCUUUCUUUUUAUAAACAUCCAAGCUAAUCCCGGAAACCAAAAGUAACACUCAAAGCCAUUUCAUGUCGGUGGCAUAUUUCCUUUCAGUUACUUCUUAAUAGGUUGGAGACGACAACCUUGCCGGGCCAAAUCUGUCUCGUGCUUUGAGGAGGAUCGACACGUUGAAUUGUUUUUCGCUGAAAGUUAAUUGAAUUUGUUCCUGCGUUGUUAUUCAGGGUGGAAAGCGUGUCCCGCUCUUUCUCGAUCUGGCCUUGUUUUUUCACAAAUCAUUCUAACGAGAGGUCUCCGAUGGAUCCAAAUACGAUUAAAGGAUGAGAAAUAACAUUUUUUGCAAUUGAACAAAUAUUUGCGGAGGUGCUCCAGCUAAAAAGAGUUUUGGCAGCCGUCCAUGUGUGUACAGCUUUGUCAUGUAAAUCGAUCAGACUUCUCCCCAUGUUUUCCCGUGUCCCCUUUUCUUUUUUUUAUAUAUAUAUAUAUAUAUAUAUAUAUAUAUAUAUAUAUAUAUAUAUAUCUCUCGUUUAGCAUUCGUAAGACUUGUAUACUUUGCUUAAAGAGUUGUCAAACUAGCUAUGAUACAUAAUAAAACACUUCUUAAACAUAAAUUGUUACAGAUGACGUUCUUUUAUCAGGUUAUUACAAUAAUGUUUGUAAACUUAACGUGCAGUUACUUCUCAUGGGCUCUGGGAGGCGGCACUUAGAUGCAGAUGUGCACCCUUCUUGUCCUUUGUGUGUGUGUUUUUGGGACUCAGAAUCAUUCCUGCUCUGACAGUAUGUAUCUGUUUUACCAAACAUUGAGAACGCCUCCUUUAAGCGCAUUGCAAGUGUCUGAUCUUUUGUGUUCAGCACAUGUUGUUCCAACUGCAGGCGGCCGCACCGCUUUUUUGCCGAUUUGUCAAAUAAAAGUUCUGUUCAUUUUGA